Hyaloscypha bicolor E is the source of this 561-nucleotide messenger RNA. RefSeq lists its product as uncharacterized. NCBI's taxonomy places the organism in Eukaryota, Fungi, Ascomycota, Leotiomycetes, Helotiales, Hyaloscyphaceae. Bases 1 to 561 code for a protein of 186 amino acids. The transcript has 2 exons. The record is from RefSeq and is a predicted model, not a curated record.
AUGGCCAUAAUUCCUCAGACUGUCACCAAAGGCGAUAUAUGGACCAUCACCACCGAUGUCGUUGUGGGUGUCAAAAACGAAGCCCCAGCUCAGGAUCGAGCGUGUAUAUAUACGUAUCACAAAGUGAUAGCGACGAGUACCCGGGAGAAGAGAAGUUUCAAAGAGAGAUUGGAUGAGUUACCGAAGGAGAAGACGAAAGCGGGACAUGGCCACCACGAUGACUCAGAACAUGAUUCUUGCUUCAGCCUUUCUUCAGGGAGACAUACCCCGGAUCUAGAGGAGGAUAAUAGCGAUGCGGAAAAUCCACAGCAACAACAUGUCAAGUCCCGGGCCGAGUCGUGUGCUGAGAAAGUCGUCUAUACUCGAAGAGAGCGUACCGCUUCACCCAUAUGCAUCGUCAUGAGCGCUGGUUCCACGUAUUCUACGGGCCACCUAAGAUGCGUCAUCAAACUAGAACUCACAGCCACGGGAGACAUCACCAUCACAAAGCGUUUCGGGCCCACGACCCAAUACUUUUCCCUGGCCGACCACGUACACGGAACUCUAUGUUGUGGUAGGUGA